Wallemia ichthyophaga EXF-994 is the source of this 942-nucleotide messenger RNA. RefSeq names its product Box C/D snoRNA protein 1. Gene Ontology annotation, cellular component: nucleus; pre-snoRNP complex. Bases 1 to 942 code for a protein of 313 amino acids. The record is from RefSeq and is a predicted model, not a curated record. Gene Ontology annotation, biological process: maturation of LSU-rRNA from tricistronic rRNA transcript (SSU-rRNA, 5.8S rRNA, LSU-rRNA); snoRNA localization; box C/D snoRNP assembly. The transcript has a single exon. Lineage: Eukaryota; Fungi; Basidiomycota; Wallemiomycetes; Wallemiales; Wallemiaceae.
AUGGCAGAAAUAGACAACAUCUUCUCCCAAACGAGCUUGUGUGAGCUAUGCGGGGCAGUGUCGAAAUACAAGUGUCCGCGAUGCACGUUACGCAGCUGUUCACUCGCGUGCAGUCGCAGGCACAAAGAAGAGCGUGGAUGCAGCGGAGAGCGGGACAAGACGGCAUAUAUAGCGAUGAAGGACUACAAGCAUAUGGAUUUGGUAAAUGACUAUGCCCUGCUAGAGGAGGCGAAGCGGGAAGUGGAGGAGGCAGGGAAAAAGGCACCAGCAGGGGUUCAUGUGGCUCAUGGGCAGCAGCAACAACAUCAUCAUCCUCAUAACCAGCACCAGCACCACCCACACCACCCACACGCCAAAGCACUCAGAAUGCAGUCCUCCUUCGCAAACGAGGGCAUCGAACUCCUCCUUAGUCCGCUCGGUAUGGAGAGACGGCGACGGGAUCGCACGCACUGGGAUGCCCGGUCUGCUCAGCUCAAUUUGAGUGUGGAGGUGGUGAGUCUGGUGAGUUUGGGUGAGAAUGUAAAGGAGAAGGAAAGUGAGAAGGUGGUCGUGCAUGGAAUACCCCAGUGUAUGAGUGUGGAAUACAUCCUCACGCAAAAGGCGGGCUAUAUCGAUCAACAUCGCCUCCACACUCUCCAUUUCUACAUAAAGAGCCAGGACGGGCAGAAUGUACGAACGCAGCUAGAUGAAGAGAUUAUAGAGGCUUUGAGGGGCACGGUAGUGAUAGAUUUUGCAGUGCUCAUGGUGUCGGAUGUGCCGCUAGAGACGCGGUGGAGGACGAAGGAGGUGAUGAAGUUUGAUGAAAGUAUCAGUGACAGUGAUAGUGAUAGUGAUACAAGUAGUGUGUCUAGCGAUUCGAGCGAUUCGAGUGACUCGAGCGACUCAAACAUAUCCAAACAAGAUCAAGGAGAAGACAAACAAAUGAUUAUAGAGAUAAACUAG